Messenger RNA from Dromaius novaehollandiae (emu), 9588 nucleotides. RefSeq names its product sodium channel protein type 5 subunit alpha-like. The record is from RefSeq and is a predicted model, not a curated record. NCBI's taxonomy places the organism in Eukaryota, Metazoa, Chordata, Aves, Casuariiformes, Dromaiidae. Gene Ontology annotation, cellular component: voltage-gated sodium channel complex; axon; plasma membrane. The coding region runs from base 3210 to 8504 and encodes 1764 amino acids. Gene Ontology annotation, molecular function: voltage-gated sodium channel activity; protein binding. Gene Ontology annotation, biological process: membrane depolarization during action potential; sodium ion transmembrane transport; neuronal action potential. The transcript has 31 exons.
GGCGGGGCCUGAGGGGGGGCGGGCUCCGCCAUGUUGUCUUCCCGCUGCGCGUCUUCCUGCCCUGCGGCCGCCUCGCGGGGCAAAUGCUCCAGGGGGAUCGUGCCCGAGCCUCAUGCCCGCGUAGCCCGGGCCGCGGCGUUGCUAGGGGAGCUGCGGGGGGCGGGGCCUGAGGGGGGGCGGGCUCCGCCAUGUUGUCUUCCCGCUGCGCGUCUUCCUGCCCUGCGGCCGCCUCGCGGGGCAAAUGCUCCAGGGGGAUCGUGCCCGAGCCUCUGUACGAGGCUGCACUGUCACAGCCGCCUCAGGCAUUACAAAAAGAGCGGAAGGCAUGAUCCUUAAAGGAGAUCUUCCUCGACCAAAGCCUGACCUUACCUCCAGCAUUUCUGCUAUUUUGUCCUACUACACAGUAGUGGAAGCAUAUGAUAUGAGGCACCUCAUUACAGAAAUCAACAAUUCAUUAACUUGAAGCAGAAGAAAAUAUAUAGUAAUCCUUUUAUAUCAAACAAUCAUUGAAGAUUAUCUAGUCCAAGGACUAUCAUAUUUGCUUCAUGUUUGCUGAAGGCUGCUGAAGAUCUUUUAGGUGUUUCAGUCUGUGGAAAAGGCAGGAGUGCAGCUCUUUGCCUGAGUUUUGUCUUCAUUACACCUUCAUUACUCCCUUUUACAGAAUCAGAAUGAUGAAGAGGAACCAGCAGAAAAUCCAUGUUCAGGCUGACUGGCUUUUAAGGACAACAUACUUCCUUCAGUACAAUUCUUCCAGCAAAACCUAUGUGUGACAUCUCCGAAUUCUGUAUAUUUCUGUCAGGAGAAGAACAAUCAAACUCCUCCCUCUUGAUCCCUCCCCCAGGCAUUCCAAUACAAAAGAAAACUUUCCGAGUGGGAGCUAGAUAGGUAAAAAGGAUGUUCUUUAGAACAUAAUGAAGAUUGGAAAAAUAUAUAGAGUGGUCAAAACAAGCUUUUUGAAAAUACUGAGGAUCAAUAUUGAAAAACGAACAGGGCUCUGGCUAGAACACAAAUUUUAAUAAUUCCAGUCCUGUGGUAGUGGCUCUCAGGAGAAGAGACCUGUAAUUACAAGGCAACAUUGACUGCUCCAGCUCACUAAACUGAAGUAGCACAGCCGGACUUAGGGCAAUCAAAAAUACUGAGUGUUUUAAAGACCAGGUGGUGAGUAGUAGUGUUUUGCAGAUGGGGGUAUUUGGAUUUGACAUUAGUCACAAAGGGUGACUCAUCCUCUAAUGGGUCAAUCUUCUUCACUUUUUUGGGGGUGAAAAUUGCAGCCAUAGAAAUCGUUAUCAUUGCCAAGUAAUGUGGAUAAUUUGGACCAGAAGUAAUUAGUAACUGAAUACUGACAAUGAUUUGCCUUAAGUCACUUGCAGGGUUUCAGUGCUUGUCAUUGCCUUGCCACCCUACCCCACUCUGUGGUUUCAGCUCAAGGAGAAUAAUUGAAAAUAAAUUGUUGAAGGUACCCUGCUGACUCCACAAAUCAAUGCAAAAUUUGUGAAUAUAUGAGAAGGUGAAGCUGUCUCAUCUACCUUUUGCCAGAACUCUGUUUUCAAUGACACCCACACCUGUCGGCAUGAAUAAACACGUCAAAGACCUGAUUAAAAUCAGGGUAGUUAAUAGUAAUGCAAUUUAUUUCCUCUAAUGUGUGGAAAAGAAGAGUUAUCAAGCAAAUUAAAAUAACCAAGACUUCCAGAAACACAAGACACUCUACUGCAGACCCACAAAGCACUAAGUCACUUGUGAAAUUCUAGGAGAGACUCAUCUUCCUAUUGACAUGCAUUUGUAGGGGGGUAAUGCCAGACCAACUUGGUCGUUGGAUUUGCUGUAGUCUUUUUGUGGUGUCGCUACAUUAUUUGUUCUCUGCACAACAGUCAGUGGGUAGGGAACUUUGAGUGCUGAUCAGUGGUUGAAUCGUCUCCUAGUGUGAAGUUGUUUUGAGGAAAUGCAGGUUCCUGGCUUUCCUAAGCACACAGGGAAGGGUAGAUCUCAGGCAGAAUUAAGCAUAGCAGCUAUCUCAGUUCUGCACCUGGUGUCAUUUUAUUUUUUUGAGAAACUGUGUACUAAAUGACUCUUAAUCAAGCCUUGAUGUAAAAGGAUGCAGAACUUGAUAUUUCACUGACACUUUGCUGACGAGGAACACACUAUGCUUCCUAGUGUGAUACAUCUUAGCUUUCGUACGCUCGUGAUAAGUCAUGUCAAGUUAAAUGAAUUUCAAUGAAUCUUCAAGAAAUCUAAGGGCACGUUUGAAGCUCAGAUUUUUUUCCUCCAAUAUACAUCUAGUUCUCUUUAACCUUACAAAUUUAUAGGUGUUUGUGAUGCAGUUUAUUUUUAAUGUUAAUGAAUAAAAAAGAAUACAAAUACUUUUUAAUCAAACCAGAUGUGGUACAGCCUCAAUUGUGGGCACAUUCUCAGUCUGCUACUCAGCAAAGUUAUAAGAAAGCCUCUUGAGCAGAGUAUUUUUCAGCCCUGAGUGUGAAUGGCAAAGGGAAAGGGUUAAGAGUGUGGUUUGAAAACAGCAAGAGCAAAGCACACAUGUGACCAACAAAACAGUAGAAUCUGAGGAGAGCGAAGCUCAAGGCUAGUGAAGGAAAGACCUGGCAUUCAUUGUAUGGUUUUUACUUUGGGCCAUGAAUAUCUCCUUGGCAGUAUUCAAAACUACUGGACAAGGCCCUGAGCAACCUGACCUAACUUCAAAGUUGGCCUUGCUUUGAGCAAGGGGUUGGACCAGAUGGCCUUUCAGAGUCCCUUGCAAUUAAACUAUUCUGCGAUCCUAGGUAAGAAAGAGGAAUGGUAGAUAUGGAAUUAACUUUUGCUUGCAGAAAGAAUGGUAACUAAGCUGCAAGACUGCUAAUACGGUAAGUUGCUUCAGAGAGAAACUAUUGGGUGAUUGUCAGGGUUCUGAUACAGAUGUAUUUUCCUAGUGGAAGGAAGAAGGAAAAAAGUCUCUGUUUGGCAACCUGGCUUGUACAAGACGAAUCCAGAAUCAAUCGUAGUUAAUCUUUGAGUGUUGUUUUAGAUUACCCUUUCUCCUAAAUAAAGGGGGUUCUAGCUGGUUUUACUUUAUUUUUUUUAUAGGGUUCAACAGAAAGCAGAAAUAAUUCAUCUAAUAAGUAUUAGUCUUUGUCAUGUAUUAUUUCUGUUACCUUUUACUUAAUGAUAACUUUCUCUUGUAAGUUACUUCUAGCACUGGAAUUAAAUGUAUAGAUGGAAAAAUGGAUCCCUUACUUUGGCCCUCAGAAACUAACAGCUUUCGACGUUUCACUUCUGAGUCCCUGGCAGCAAUUGAGAAAAGAAUUGCUGAGAGAAAAAACAGGCAAAAUGAAGAUAAGGAGGAGAGUCAACAAGUUGAAGAGGAAAAACUUAACCCCCAGCUGGAUCUGAAAACAUGCAAAAAACUGCCAUCUCUCUAUGGGGAUCUUCCUGAGGAGCUCAUUGGGGAACCCCUGGAAGAUUUUGAUCCAUACUACAGCGACCACAAGACUUUCAUGGUGCUAAAUAAAAGGAGGACUAUUUUCCGGUUUACUGCUAUGCCUGCUUUGUUUAUACUUGGUCCUUUUAAUCAAGUGAGAAAAGCAGCAAUUAAAAUUUUGAUCCAUUCAUUCUUUGUUGGGUUUAUUACAUGUACUGUGGUACUCAAUUGUGCUUCUAUGACUGCAUCUACCCUUCCAGGGGGGCUCAACUGGACUGAACAUCUUUUUACUGGCAUUUAUACUGGUGAAAUACUGAUAAAAGUAUUAGCCAGAGGAUUUGUUUGGGAUGAAUUUACAUUUCUUCGAGAUCCAUGGAACUGCUUGGAUUUUGUUGUCAUUAUUGUGACGUAUAUUAGUAUCUCUACACCACUGGGCAAUGUUUCAGCUCUUCGGACUUUCAGAGUACUGAGGACGUUGAAAGCCAUUUCAGUAAUACCAGGUCUGAAGAUCAUCGUAAAUUCACUUGUUGAAUCUGUUAAGAAACUUACCGAUGUGUUGAUCUUGACUGUUUUUUGCUUGAGUAUAUUUGCUCUAAUAGGCCUUCAGCUUUUUAUGGGCAAUUUAAAAUACAAAUGUGUCCUGAAUAACGUUACAUAUAAUGACACACUCUGUGUGGAUGCUAAGAUAUAUGUCCCAAGUAAUGAAGGUAAAUUUUAUUUUCUCCCUUUAAAUUAUAUCUGCUACAGAAUGAAUGCAUCUUCUGACAUACUGCUCUGUUCAAAUCGUAGCGAAGAGUGCCCGGAAAACUAUAGCUGCCGGAUGAUUGGGAACAAUCCUGACUUUGGGUACACAAGUUUUGAUCAUUUUGGCUGGGCCUUUCUUUCCUUAUUCCGUCUGAUGACACAAGAUUACUGGGAGCGUCUGUACAGACAAACUAUCCGUACAUCUGGAAAGAACUCCGUUUUAUUUUUUCUGGGGGCCAUCUUUUUAUGCUCAUUUUAUCUCUUCAAUCUGAUCUUGGCUGUAGUAACUAUGGCAUAUGAAGAGCAAAACAGAGCCACUCUUGCUGAAACAGAGGCAAAGGAAAAAUUACUUCAGGAUGCCCAACAAAUUCUAGAGAAAGAAAAGAUGAUGGCUGGUGGAGGAAGUGAUAAGACCUUGCAUCUCAGAUCUGAAAUGUCAGUUGCGGACUUGGAAAUUUUAAAAAGAAAAGAGAAUAAGGAAGAAAAGCCUAUUUUAGAACAAAGCCUAAUUUUAAGUGAUCAAGGGAAAGAGGAACAUAUAUUUCACUCACAGCCCGAUCAUUGCCAAAAAAAGCUUAGGCAAAUAUUACUAUCCUAUGAAUUGUCAGUGGACUCUAUUAAUGAUCCCUUUCGAAGACAGAGGUUAAUGAGUGCAGCCACUGUUAUUACAGAUAAUUUGGAAUUACAGGAGUCCAAACUGAAAUGCCCUUCAUUUUUGAAACGUUUCGCUCAAAGGUACCUAAUUUGGGAUUGUUGCCCAUUCUGGCUAGCAGUCAAAGAGAAGGUGAAAUUGAUAAUAUUGGAUCCAUUUGUUGAUCUCUUAAUCAUGAUUUGCAUCAUGGUGAAUACUUUAUUCCUGGCUCUGGAGUACCCUGGGAUGACAGAACCUUAUGAGAAUAUGAUUUAUAUAAGUGACAAGGUCUUCACUGUCAUUUUUGCAGCAGAAAUGGUCUUGAAAAUCAUCGCUCUAGAUCCCUACCACUAUUUUCAGCAAAAAUGGAAUAUUUUUGAUAGUGUAACUGUUAUGAUUGGCCUAAUAAGCUUUGAAUCAAAUUUGUCAUUUUUCAGGCUGGUCAGAAUCUUCAAAUUGGCAAAGUCCUGGCCAGCCUUAAAUACUCUGAUGAAAAUAAUUUUGAAUUCAGUUGCUGCUCUGGGUAACCUCACUCUGGUUUUGGUUAUCACUAUAUUUAUUUUUGCUGUAGUAGGAAAGCAGGUUUUAGGCAAAUGCUAUGAGGAAAACUACCACAAAAUAAGCGUUGACAGGAAUUUACGCUGGCAUAUGAAGGAUUUUUUUCAUUCAUUUCUGAUUAUAUUCCGAAUUUUAUGUGGAGAAUGGAUUGAAAUGAUGUGGGAAUGUAUGCGAGUGGCUGAACAAGGGCUGUGUCUUCCCAUUUUCUUGCUAGUCCUGGUGAUAGGAAACCUAGUGGUGCUCAACCUAUUCAUCGCAUUGCUGCUGAGUUCAUUCAGUAUUGACUCUUCAAUGGGACAAGAGGAAACUGGAAAAAAGACCAAAUGUCAGAUUGCCAUUUCUCGGAUUCACAAGGGCCUGCAGUCUCAGAAACAGAGAAUUUUGGAUCAUUGUGGCAAAAUAAUGAAACGAAGUCUCAAAACAAGAACCAAAACGACUGUGGUGAAAACUUCUGCCAAAGACUUAGACAAAAAUAACUGUGCCAUGGCAGCUAUCAGAAAGGAUGUAGAAAACUAUUGCUUUGACAUUGGGUUUUGCAAUGAUGAAGAGAGUUCCUCAGUGACAAAGAAAUAUGAAGAAUUUUUAAUGAAUGAUAGUAUCUCUGUUCCCAUUGCAGUACCAGAGACUUACAGUGAUGAAGGUGGUAAUGAGCAGAGUAUAUGCACAACAGUGGAAUACAAAAAAAGGAAACUUGACAUUGGUAGUUAUUCUGAAGCCAGCACUGUGGAUCCAGUUAUUCCUAUGGAUAUGUUUUACCAGGCUAAAAAGCCACAGAUACCUAAGGACUGUCUUGGAGAAAGUUGUGUCAAAUGUUUUCCGUGUUGUAUAGUGGAUAUCACUAAGUUUCCAGGAAGCACUUGGUGGAAAUUUAGAAAAACCUGCUACAGAAUUGUUAAACAUAGCUGGUUUGAAAAUUUUAUCAUUUUCGUGAUAGUAUUGAGCAGUGCAGCACUGGCAUUUGAAGAUAUUUACCUUGAGAAAAGAAAAACAAUUAAAAUGGUCCUAGAAUAUGCUGAUAAAAUAUUUACUUACAUCUUUUUUAUGGAGAUGCUUAUGAAAUGGGUGGCUUAUGGCUUCCAAACUUAUUUCACAAAUGCUUGGUGUUGGCUUGACUUCAUCAUUGUAUGUGUAAGUAUUAUAUUGAACUUGCCUUAUGUCCUGAUUUGUUCCCGUGGCAGUGCCUUGAAAUCUCUUCGAACGCUCAGAGCCUUGAGGCCUCUACGAGCUUUAUCUAGAUUUGAAGGGAUAAGGGUUGUUGUGAAUGCACUCUUGGGAGCUAUCCCGUCAAUCUUGAACGUUUUGCUUGUCUGUAUUGUCUUCUGGCUCCUAUUUAACAUCAUAGGAGUACAACUACUUGGAAAGAAAUUUUGGAAAUGCACACUCAAAGCUGGAAAUAUCAGUCUAAUUAAUAACAAAAAUGAUUGUCAAACCUAUAAUGGAAGCUGGGACAAUGCUCUUGUAAACUUUGACCAUGUUGGCAUGGGAUACUUGGCUCUUCUUGAAGUGGCAACCUUUAAAGGUUGGAUGGACAUUAUGUAUGCAGCAGUGGAUUCGCGUAAGAAAGAUGAACAGCCAAUGUUUGAAUGCUUCUUAAUCAUGUAUAUUUAUUUUGUGAUUUUCAUUAUCUUUGGAUCUUUCUUCAUGUUGAACCUUUUCAUUGGAGUGGUUAUCAGCAAUUUUAACCAACAAAGGAAAAAGAUAAGUGCUACUUCUAAUCUUAGAAGUAGCAUUAAUCAGUUCUUAUCUCUCUUUCAACAGAAUGUGUUCCAAGGAUUUCUUUUUGAUAUUGUAUCACACAAAGCAUUUGACAUUACUGUUGUGAUUCUCAUCUGUCUAAAUAUGGUUGUUUUGAUGGUAGAAAAUGAGAAUGUAAACAUCAGGAAAGUUCUUGCUAAUAUCAACCGCUUUUUUGUGGCCGUAUUUACUGGGGAAUGUAUCAUAAAAAUACUGGCCCUGAGAUAUUACUUCUUCACCAGUGGCUGGAACAUAUUUGACCUAGCUGUCGUGAUCCUUUCACUAAUUAGUAUUGGACUCUCUGAAGUCUUAAACUAUUUAUUUUCUCCUACACUUCUGAGAAUUUUUCGUUUGGUGCGAAUUGGCCGAAUCCUGAGAUUAAUUCGAAAAGCUAGAGGAAUUAGAACUCUCCUUUUUGCAUUACUGAUGUCCCUUCCUGCUCUGUUCAACAUUGGUCUUCUGCUUUUUCUGGUUAUGUUCAUUUAUGCUGUUGUGGGCAUGACAAACUUUGCCUGUGUUGGCUGGAAAGGUGGGAUUGAUAACCUUUUCAACUUUCAAACUUUUGUUAGUAGCAUGCUCUGUCUCUUCCAAAUUACAACAUCAGCUGGCUGGGAUGGUCUUUUGAGCCCUAUGUUAAACGGUCCUGAUUCAUGUGCUCCCAACUUAAAUUUGACAAAUAGAAAAGAUAUUAGUUGUAUAAAUCAGCCAGUUGCCAUUGUAUUUUUUGUAAGCUAUAUCAUUAUUUCAUUUCUCAUUGUUGUAAAUAUGUACAUAGCUGUCAUUUUAGAGAAUUUCAGUGUUGCCACUGAAGAAAGCACAGGUCCUCUCUGUGAGGAUGACUUCGAUAUGUUUUAUGAAAUCUGGGGAAAUUUUGAUCCUCAGGCAACACAGUUUAUUGAAUAUUCUGCUCUUUCAGACUUUGCGGAUGCUCUGGCAGAACCCUUACGCAUUCCAAAGCCAAAUACGAUUCAGCUCAUAUCAAUGGACCUCCCUAUAGUUAGUGGAGAUAAGAUCCACUGCUUGGAUAUCUUGCUUGCUUUCACUAAAAGGGUGUUAGGAGAAUCUGAGAAUUUGGAUGGUCUUGAAUUACACAUGGAGGAAAAAUUUAUGGCUGCCAAUCCAUCUAAAGUUUCCUACAAGCCAAUCACUACUACCCUUAGAAGAAAACAAGAGGAGGUAUCGGCCCUUAUUAUUCAGAGGGCCUUCAGGAGAUAUUUGAUGCAGCGUUCUUUGAAACAUGCAUCUUUCUUAUACCGCCUUAAACAUUAUAACAGUGCUGUCUUUGGGGAAGCAAUACAUGAGAAGGAAGCAUUAAUGCUUAAGGAAAAUUAUGGUAGGAAGCUAGAUAAAUCACAGACUACAUCUUCCAUAUCUCUCCCUUUAUUUUAUGAUGGUAUUGCUGAAGGAGGUAGUGAUAAGGUGGAGACAUAAGAUUGCCCCUGCCUGCAGCAUUUUUGAUUAAACUAAUAUCAGUUAUUUUCAGUUUGAGAAAAUCUUUUGAUCCCAGAACAUAAUAUUCUAAAUUUACAAUAAUUAUGGUAGCCUUUAAGUAUUGUGAUUGCUCAGUUUUGCAAAUGAUCCUCAAAACAAGUAAGAUUUGAACAACUAUGUCAUAAACAUUAGAGGAAAAUCAAACCAUGGAAUUUUUUUCCUCAGCUACUGGAGCUGGUGAGUUAAUUUUUACACUUGCUAUUUUUUGUAUUACUUAAUAUUUGUGUGUUUAUAGAAAAAUCUCUGCAAGAUCAGUUAUAACUGUAAUAUGAUUAAUAAGCGCACAACGCUGUAGAACAGUUUAUAUCUCUUUAGAGAUAAAGCCUGGCUUGUACAAAUUAAUUGAAAGUUUUAAUGUAGCAUACUUAUUUAUAGCAGUAUAUUGCCUUAUGUUUGAUUUGAAAAAUAAUUGGUUAUUGUAGCAAAAUGAAAUCAUUACUGCAAUUGCUGUAAAGGAAAUUACUCAAGACAACAGUUAAAUGUAAUUAGACCCUAAUUUUUAGGUUGUCUUCCUCCUAGAUCCUUUGGCAGGAUUUGCUCAUGCUUAGGAAUUUUUGAGCUUUUACUUAUGCACCUAAAUGGAUUUAGCAAAUCAUCCUUAGAUAUCUAUGCUUGAAAUUUGUGUGUAACUUGUUCUCUGUAUCAUUCAGUGUAUGAAAGCCAUGAUGAUAAUAGUUACUAAAAUCAAAGGAAAUUGUGCAGGAGAUGUUGUUUCCAGAAAAUCUUGGAAAUCAAUGUACAUAAAAUUUCAUCAUUUAACUUCAUCCAAAUGUCAUAGAAGUUAUUACUUGGUAAUGUGAAAAAGACUUCAUGGUAUAUCUUAAGAGAAAACAUUUAUUAAAGUUAGAGGAAGUAUUUCUUUUUCUCUAGAGGGGCUCUGAAAAAACAUUUAGAUAUGAACAGUGUGUAUUAAUGCUUCUUUUACUGUUUUUUUACUGUACAAUUUUAAUCAGGUGAAGUGAUAUGGUGGCAUCCAAACUAUUAGUGAAAUAAGACUGCUUUAGAUUCUGUAAUAAAGAAAUCA